AUGCUUCAGAAUCCCCGUCUUUCCAGCCAUUCCAUGACUAGUCAAAAGUCAUCAUCCCCGGGCUCAGACAUUUAUUCGUCGCACCCCUGCGUUUGCUUUCCUCCAUACAACUCCACGGCCGAGCUUGAACCUAUCACUGAAGACUACGUGCAAAGUGACGAAGCUGAUAUGGGUAUGACAUACGACGAGCUCUCUCGCUUUGGUCGACUCCGAAAGGAGAGCAAACUCGGGCCAUAUGGAAUGUUCCUUCGACUUCUUGACGAAUGGGGUGGUGAGGGCAAGAUGAGCCCGCGAGACGUUGCCACUAAAGUGAAGAGAUUCCAUGGAUUCCACUACAUCAACCGUCACAAACAAGCUGUGGCGACACCAGCAGUUCAUGUCGAGAACUACUCUCCAGAUGAUCACAGAUUUGAUCUUCGACCACUGGUGUAUCCCUCGCCGUGGCAAAGCUGGUCCUUCCAGAAGAUUGAUAAGCGGGUUGAGGCUCUGGAAAAGGCUCUGGAGAAGAAGAAGGCCGCAAGUGCCUCCAAAUAG
Messenger RNA from Fusarium redolens, 534 nucleotides. RefSeq lists its product as uncharacterized. Gene Ontology annotation, biological process: NAD+ biosynthetic process. Gene Ontology annotation, cellular component: cytoplasm. NCBI's taxonomy places the organism in Eukaryota, Fungi, Ascomycota, Sordariomycetes, Hypocreales, Nectriaceae. Gene Ontology annotation, molecular function: glutaminase activity; NAD+ synthase (glutamine-hydrolyzing) activity. The coding region runs from base 1 to 534 and encodes 177 amino acids. The record is from RefSeq and is a predicted model, not a curated record. The transcript is spliced from 5 exons.